Messenger RNA from Fusarium subglutinans, 693 nucleotides. RefSeq lists its product as uncharacterized. The record is from RefSeq and is a predicted model, not a curated record. The coding region runs from base 1 to 693 and encodes 230 amino acids. NCBI's taxonomy places the organism in Eukaryota, Fungi, Ascomycota, Sordariomycetes, Hypocreales, Nectriaceae. The transcript is spliced from 3 exons.
AUGCUUCUUCACAUUGUCAAGCCCUUUGCGUCGCUGUUUCUCGUGGAUGUAUCCGUGGUUUUCUUGGUGGCUCGCCAGCAUCUCGUCUCGCCAGUGAACAUCGUAGCAAACCCACAGUCAUGUCGAAUCGCUUCGUCAAGUCGUAAAUACUCUCUGCCCACUCUCUUCGCACUUCGAGGCCUUCUGUACCGGAGGUUCUGUGCCGCUGUCUCUCGCACUGGCCCUUCAGAGGGCACCCGCCUUCGCGCUCCCGCUCCUCCCACUACCUUAAGGCAACAUUCCCACUUCUUCCCCUCCUGCUCUUUUCUACUUCCCACACAACCACCGCACAGUAAUUUCACGUUGUUAAUUUUUGUGUUCCGACUGAACUUUCUCUACCGCUUGAAAACUGACCUCGUCGUUGCUGCUCAGCUCUUCCAAGUUCUCCCCACUACAUUCUGCACUUCAAACACUGCUUCUUCGUCUACCGCAAGACGCUCUUCAAGUCUUCGUUCAUUCCAAGAACUGCCCAGCAUGGUCAUUGUCAUUGACAUUCCCCUUCCCGGCGGCCGCGGUAUCCGCUUCAACAUCCAGGAGUGGAUUGUCAUCCUUAUCUUCAUCCUGAUCUUCCGAGCCUGGGGAUGGCCCAUGGUCGUCCGUCGCUGGCCCCUGGCUUUCGCCUGGCCCUGGCGCGAGGACGAUUAUGUCUUUUAA